This is a messenger RNA of Oxyura jamaicensis (ruddy duck), 3706 nucleotides long. Its product is annotated as zinc finger protein OZF-like. Gene Ontology annotation, biological process: regulation of transcription by RNA polymerase II. The transcript is spliced from 3 exons. NCBI's taxonomy places the organism in Eukaryota, Metazoa, Chordata, Aves, Anseriformes, Anatidae. Gene Ontology annotation, molecular function: RNA polymerase II cis-regulatory region sequence-specific DNA binding; DNA-binding transcription factor activity. Gene Ontology annotation, cellular component: nucleus. The coding region runs from base 312 to 2702 and encodes 796 amino acids. The record is from RefSeq and is a predicted model, not a curated record.
GAGCUUCCAGCAGUGCUGCCCGGCCGGGGAUGCGCUGGGAGCCGGGAUCCUGCGGCCGGGACCAGGCUGAUCUGAUCCAAACCGGGCUGAGCAUCCCGGUUCCCCCCCAGGGAGAGGAAGAUUUGCAGCCCUGGGGGGCUUCAGGGUUUGGAGAAAAGGGAGAUUGCAUCGAAAAGGAGAGGCUGGUGGGAAAUAAGCCCACGGGGAAGUGUCACCCACUUGCGAUUUGGUCGUAGCAUUGUGGUGAAGGGAGUGCUGGCAACCGUGUGCCUGCCCCCAAAACAGGGCUUUCUGACCCCAAAAGAGACUGGAUGGAAGAAGGGGGAGAGCUGGAGGCACCUGGUCCUCGGGGGAGAAAGCUGGGCAGCACCAGGAACAGCCAAAAAGGAGACAGGACACGGAGGGAGGACGGAGGUCACCACGUGGAGCAGGAGGGUCCGGCUGAAGGCAAAGUGGGCGAAACUACGGUGAUAGAACCAGAAGGGGAUAACGGUGGGAAAGCUCAUGGGAUGGAGCCAAGGAAAGCGGGGAAUGAAUUCGCCCAUGGCGAUGGGAAUGGGCAGCUCAUUGCAGAAGAAAGUCUCUACGAGUGUUCGCACUGCAAGAAAUGCUUCCAGGAGAGGUCGGAGCUCAUCUGCCACCAGCGGCUGCACCGAGGGGAAAAGGCUUUCAAAUGCCAAGAGUGCGGCAAGGAAUUCGGGAAGAGCUCGGACCUGAGCACACAUCAGAAGAGCCACAUGGUGGAGAAACCCUACCAGUGCUCGACGUGCGAGAAGUUCUUCAAGGACAGGUCAACGCUCAUCAGGCACGAGCGAGUGCACACCGGGGAGAAGCCCUACAAGUGCCACGAGUGCGGGAAGAGGUUCACCAGGAGCUCCGACAUCGUCGUCCACCAGCGGAUCCACACGGGGGAGAAGCCCUUCGAGUGCUCCGAGUGUGGCAAGAGGUUCAGCCAACGCUCCAACCUCUUCACCCACCGGAUCGUGCACACCGGGGAGAAGCCAUUCGCGUGCCACGAGUGCGGGAAAAGCUUCGCCCGGAGGUCGGAGCUCACCAUCCACCAGCGCACGCACACCGAGGAAAAGCCCUACCAGUGCUCCCAGUGUGAAAAGUCCUUCAGGGGGAGGUACGGGCUCUUCAGGCACGAGAGGCUGCACACUGGGGAGAAACCCUAUGAGUGCUCCGAGUGCGGGAAGAGCUUUGGGCAGAGCGGGGACCUUAUCACGCACCAGCGCUUCCACACCGGCGAGAAGCCCUACCAGUGCGGCGAGUGCGGGAAGUUCUUCUGCAAUAAAUCCAGCCUCGUCAAGCACCAGAAAUGGCACUCGGGGGAGAAGCCCUACAAGUGCCACGAGUGUGGGAAGAGCUUCGGGCAGAGCUCGGACCUCAUCGCCCACCAGCGCACGCACACGGGCGAGAAGCCCUACCCGUGCGCCGAGUGUGGGAAGAGGUUCACCAGGAAAUCCAGCCUCCUCGUGCACCAGCGGGGCCACAGGGGACAGAGGACAGGAGAGAAGAAAUAUUUCUGCAAGGAGUGCGGGAAGAGCUUCAGGCACAACUCCAACCUCAUCGUGCACCGGAGGACGCACACCGGGGAAAAGCCCUACGCCUGCUGCGCGUGCGGGAAACCCUUCAGCGACAGGUCGAACCUCGCCAAGCACCAGAGGCUGCACAGCGGGCAAAAGGUUUUCCGGUGCCGUGAUUGCAGGAAAACCUUCGGGAAUAACCCCGAUUUCCUCGAGCACCAGAAAACGCACACGGGGGAAAGGCCGUUUCAGUGCUCCGAGUGCGGGAAGAGGUUUUGGCACAGCACCAAGCUGGUGAUGCACCAGAAAACUCACGCGGUGGAUAAAAUCUACAAGUGCCCGCGGUGUGAAAAGCGCUUCAAGGACAAAUCCACGCUGCUCAGGCACGAGAUGGUGCACACUGGCGAGAAGCCGUACGAGUGUCACGAGUGCGAGAAGCGAUUCGCUCGGAAAUCGGACCUGACCGUCCAUCAGAGAAUCCACACUGGGGAGAAACCCUUCGCUUGCGCCGAGUGUGGGAAGAGCUUCAAUCACAAAUCCAACCUCUUCACCCACCAGAGGAGGCACACGGGGGAGAAACCUUUCCGGUGCCAAGAGUGCGGGAAGAAUUUUGGCCACCGGACGGAUCUGCUGGUUCAUCAGCGGACCCACACGGGCGAGAAGCCCUUCCGCUGCUCCGAGUGUGGGAAGUGCUUCAAGGGCAGGACCACUCUCAUGCGGCACGAGAGGCAGCACACGGGAGAGAGGCCCUACACGUGUCCCGAGUGCGGGAAGAGCUUCGGGCUGAGCGCGGACCUGGUGGUCCACCAGCGCUUCCAUACGGGGGAAAAACCCUACAAGUGCGGCGAGUGCGGGAAUUUUUUCUGCAACAGCUCAAGCCUCGUCAGGCAUCAGCGGAAACACACGGGCGAGAAGCCCUACAAGUGCCAUGAGUGUGAGAAGUGCUUCGCACAGAGCACAGAUCUCCUCGAGCAUCGGACGACCCACACCGGGGAGAAGCCCUACCCGUGCCAGCAGUGCGGGAAGUGUUUUGGCAGGAAAUCCAACCUCAUCGUGCACCAGCGAGUGCACGGACUCGGCAAACACCAGCGGGGUGGGAAAAGCUUCCAGGUGAAUCUGGUCCGCCCCGACGGGCCAAUGGACGCCGCUGCUGCGGCAUGCUCGGGGUGCACCUGAGAGCUUUGGUGGAACUGUUGAGCAUCACUAGUGACACGGUGGAGAAAACCCCUGCAAAUGCCUGGAGGAAAGAGGCAAAAUGGAGAAAAAUCUCAGUAGAUCCUAGAAGAGACGGUGUGGAAGGAACAGCCUGUGGAGCAUGAGAAGCGUGGGACCUCGAUUUUCUACAGCAGAGUCUGCAAGGAUGGGGAGAAUAACCUGUGUGUAUGUUUUAGGGUGGCCAAAGUAAAAUGUGAAAUGGUUUCUUAAAUGAUGUGUAUUAUAUUGCAAGCACCUCGAAUGGUCUUGGCAUUCACUGCAUGGCUCCUGCUCUUCUGGUGGUCUUUCCCCUGUCCCAGUGCAGCCCAGCUCUUAGCCAGGCUUCUGCUCAUCACCCUUCCCAUUUUUGUCCUUUGGUCCUCCUGCCUGCAUCCUGGGCCUCCAGAAGCAUCUGUAGGGUGGACAAAGUCAUCCCACAAGCAUAGCCUGUGCUGGGCUCCAGCCCAUAGCCCCACAUGCAAUCCAAGGCCAUGAAAGGCCGCAGUGACACCCACCGGCUGCCGAUGGGCCCACCCCAUCCUUUCGCAUUGGGUGAGGCAUCCCAUUGCUGGAUGGGGCCAUCCUGUCACCUUAUCAGCUGAUGGAGAGACACCUACAGAGCCUGGGCUUACCCGAAACCCUUUUACGGCCUAGGGUUGACAAGACCCACACCACCAUGACCACCGGUUCGCAGCCAGGGCGUUAUUAGCACAACUCCAAAUAACACAGCCAUAGUGCUCCCACAGAUCUUUACUGUGGUGGCACCAUGGGUAUCCUUAGUUUUUUUGGAGGAAAGGAGGUAAUGAGGAGAGGGAAGGCAACAGGAGGUAGGUCCUGGCACAUGGUGAGGAGAAAAGGGAAGAUGAGGCCAAAAAGCCUCUUCGUGAAAUAUCUGAGCACCCCAAAGACUCUUGACCAUCUCUCUGACCAAAUCUGAGCAGUUCCCAAGUUCAGGAGCAAAAGUACACCCAGAAAGCAAGAAAAAC